Messenger RNA from Bufo bufo (common toad), 4400 nucleotides. It is a transcript of the gene GOLGA2, whose product is annotated as golgin A2. The transcript is spliced from 28 exons. The coding region runs from base 78 to 3176 and encodes 1032 amino acids. The record is from RefSeq and is a predicted model, not a curated record. Gene Ontology annotation, cellular component: Golgi cisterna membrane; Golgi apparatus; cis-Golgi network. Lineage: Eukaryota; Metazoa; Chordata; Amphibia; Anura; Bufonidae. Gene Ontology annotation, biological process: Golgi organization. Gene Ontology annotation, molecular function: protein binding.
UCGCGCUUUGCUCGGGAGUGCGCGGCGCGUUGCUUUGUGGGUACGCGGUGACGUGUUCCCCUCCGGCCGGACCCAGGAUGGCUGACGAUAGACAGCACAAGCUGGCGGCGGCCCGGAGGAAGUUAAAGGAGUUUCAACAGAAGACGACUCCUCCUCCGGCUCCUGCGGGCGGCAAGAAGAAGAAGAAGGGAAGAGAGUCAAACAGCCAUCCUGACACCCCCAAUCGUCUGUCUCCAGACCCCAUUGAGGCCAUUUUGAAGGGGCUGGUAUCAGAUCUUCAUAGAUCCAAUGGGGUGUCCAUCCCUGGUUUGGGAGACGUGAAGGUGCUCUUGGAGAGAGAUGACGCUGAUGCCGAAAUCCUUACAGAGGAUGUCCUGGACAAUUCUAAAACCCCGACCGAAACCCAUUUUAAUAACCCACUGUCUGAGCAAAAUGACUACGAUAGCGGGAAGGUGACAGCGGACGGCAAGAGGUUUGUCUCCUCGACGGACAGUCUCCGGCAGCUUUCUGAACAGUUGAAUGGCCUGGUGUCGCAGGGGAACUCUUAUGUAAAUGGGGAAAACAUCAUCUCGUCCACCAGCCCAGAAGUGGAGUCUCGUUACCAGGAUUUGGCUGCUGCCUUGGACUCCAGUAACUUAACAAACAAACAGCUCAGUGCAAAGAUAGAUGAACUGAAACAGCAGAACCAGGAUGCUCUGGAUCAGCUGGACAAGGAGAGGAAAGGCUUUGAACAGAAAUUUUCCAAGGAGCAGGGCUCUCUUCGGGAACAGCUGCAGGUUCACAUCCAGACAAUUGGGAUUUUGGUAUCGGAAAAAUCUGAACUCCAGACGGCCCUGUCCUUCACCCAGCAGGCUGCACGUCAAAAAGGAGGUGAAGUGGAGGAUCUCGUCAUGCGUUUACAGUCAACCCGGCAGAGAGUGACAGAGCUGGAGCGCACGCUUUCUUCUAUUUCUGCUCAGCAGAAACAACUAGAAAAGCUUAAUAAAGAAUUGGAGAAGGAGAGGGACAACCUUCGUCUUGACACCUUAAAGAACAGUAAGAGCAGCGAUGAAUUGAAGCAGCAGAACUCGGAAAUGUCAGAGAAACUGAAUGCACUUCUGUCUGAGAACGCCGCCAUGAGAUUGGAGCUCGGGGACCUGCAUAAGAAGCUCGAAAUGGCUGAACUGAUGAUACAGCAGUUUUCGAAUCCGACGGGAGCUCCUGAUGCCAACCAGCAGCUGCGUAUGGUCAUUGAAGAGCGAGACCAACUGGGCAGUCAGCUAACACAGAUGUCUGAUUCUAUCCAGCAACUGAGAGCAGAACGGGACCAGUAUUUUGAGAAAUUGAAGGAAGAAGGGGCAGUUUGGCAAGAAAGAGUCCGUCAGCUGUCUGAGCAGAUUCAGACACUCAACCAGGAAAAAGAGAUCACUCGGGUGCAGGUUGAGCAGUUGGAGACCAGAGUAACAGAGCUGCUUUUAGCAUCAGCAGCAGAGCUGACGGACUCAGAACCAUCCGCACCCCAAGGCCCCUCUGAAGCAGAGGUGGCCCUUCAGCAGGAGGUUGAAAAACUUCAUCAAGAAUUCCUGGAGCUCCAGUCCAGGUAUCAGGCCCAGGUGCAGGACAACAGCCAGCUGAGCCGCCUGAACCAGGAGCAGGAGGAGCAGAUCCUGGAACUACAGAAGACCUUGGAGAGGCACAGUGAGGAUAACGUAGACAAGCUGCAGAUCCUGGAAAACAUGCAGAGCGACAAAGCCACCAUCAGCCGGGCACUGACCCAGAACAGGCAGCUGAAGGAGCACCUGGCUGAACUGCAGAACGGUUUCGUCAAGCUGACGAAUGAAAAUUUGGAGCUCACAGACGGACUGCAGAGCGAGCAGCACGUGAAGAAAGAGCUGGCCAAGAAGCUGGGUCAGCUACAGGAGAGCAUAGGGGAUUUUAAGGAGCAGCUCGCAACAAAGGAACAGGAAGUGCAGCUGCUGCAAACUCAGAGGGAUGAGCUUUCCGCUCAUCUCCAGCAGUACGUCGCAGCAUACCAGCAAGUAUCCAUCGAGAAGGAGGAAUACCAGAGGCAGUACCUGCUGCAGGCCCAGCUCAUGGACCGCCUGCAGCAUGAUGAGGUGCAGGGCAAAGUCAGCGCGGAAAUGCACCUGAAGGAGCUGCAGCAAAGCAGGGAAAACCUGGAGCUUCUUACCAAAGAAAACCAAGAGCUGAAGGCACAGAUGAUGCAGAUUCGCAGCGAGCCCGAAAGCAGAGCUCUGAGUCGCAUGGAAGGGGAUGGCGUGGAGAGCAAAAUCUAUGAAGAUGAAAUCCCGAAAUCAUCACUGGUUAUUCCUGAAGAUUUUGAAAGUAGAGAAGAGAUGAUGGCAUUCCUCUCAUCUGCCCUCUCUAAGUUACAUGGAGAGCGGGACGAAGUGGAGAGGCAGCUGACGGAGCAGAAGAGGAGCUGUCAGCAGCUCCUGCAGCAGAUCUCUGAGCUCAGGCAGCAGCAGAUGUCCAGCACUCCCCAUCACUCCGCAGGGCUCAGUAUGGAGAGUGUUCCCAGAGAGGUCUAUGAUGCUUUGCAGAGCGCCAUGGAGAAGCUGCAGUUCCGCUUCACUGACCUGAUGCAGGAGAGAGUGGAACUAAAAGAGAGGGUGGAAGAGCUGGAGCAUCGGUGUAUUCAGCUGUCAGGGGAAACUGACACUAUAGGGGAAUACAUUGCACUUUAUCAGAGUCAGCGAGCAAUCUUGAAACAGCGACAUACAGAAAAGGAGGAAUACAUCAGUCGCCUGGCCCAGGACAAAGAAGAGAUGAAGGCCAAGUUGUUGGAACUGCAAGUCUUGGUCAUGAGACUGGUGGCGGAGAGGAAUGAAUGGUUCAAGAAGUACAUGGAGGCUACGAGAUGUUCCAAGGAGGUGGCGCAAAGUGCAGAUGGGCCAAUGGAGGUGGAUACGACUACCGGGGAAGCACUUGAGGAAGUAAGCUUAUUAGAGGAUGUAGAAGUGGAGAAAGCUCAGGGCAUCUCUCAGUUGUCUUCUGCUCAGGAAGGGUCAGACGCUGCCCCGAGUUCCGAAGACCCCACGGCCAAGCAGAUCAUGCAGCUUCUACGUGAAAUUCAGAACCCCCAAGAACGUCCCGGUUCAUUACUCCAGAAUCCCUGCAUCCCGUUCUUCUACCGCGUGGAUGAAAAUGAUGAGGUCAGGAUCAUGGUAGUCUGAGAUGGACAAGUCCCUCUUAUCCAAGCUGCCACUUCCAUGCCAUCUCUUUUCUGGACUGUGGCUGAUGGUCUCCACCUGCACAGGAGAUGCGGUCACUUGGGGAUGGGAUGGUUAAGCCUUCAGCUGCUUGGGAUUGUAAUGGGCUGGGACAGCGUCCUCCCUCGUCUGAGCUGUGGCAUUGAGGGAAAGGUUUGUACCUGCAAUGAUGAUGGAGGAGGGUGGUCCUCUCUAUCGACCCAGAGGGCUUAUGUACCAUUUAGGUGGGCUAGUAGAUUACCACACACUGCUUUGUUUGGGGUUAGGUAACUUAAUCUUUGCCAACUAUGUACCGCUGCCUCCCUUAUUUAAAAGCGCCCUAACACUAAUGUUUUAUGUGAGGUGGACAUGACACGGUCAAGAAUGAAGGAAGGAUCCUGACAUAGCGGUAUUACAGGCGCACCUUGUAUAAGGCUGGUUCCUAAAAGGCAUUGCAAGGGGGAGGUGGUCCAGUCAGUUAGUGGAAGACCAAGACGAGUGUAGAAGAGUUCUGCAGCGUUGACAUGCUGAUUUACCAGUCAAGUGUUCUCCCUGCAGUGGCAGCCCUGUUGUAGACCAGGUGGACCUGGAGAAGAUUUUAGAGUUUUAACAGAGACCCCCGUUAUUUAAUCGCCUUACAGCAUAUGAAAUAAAGAAUGCAUCAUAGGUUUUCCUUGUAGGAUUUCAUUUUUAACACUUAUUUUUGAAGGUUGAUUGGCAUAAGCUCACCCCAGAACUUUUCAUACAAUUGUUAAAUUUAGAUUCUUCAGGAGAUCCUCCACCUUCAUUUAUUUUUAUUAAAAAAAAAAAAAAAAAAUAUUUGAUUAAUAUGGCAAGGUCUCUUUGCCUGUUCUGUGCCAAUUUCGCUUGACUUGUGAAAUCUGGCACAGACUGUUUGCCAAGAAUUCACCUCUUUAGUAGUGGGCUAGAAGCAGCUUAGCAAGCAGUCGCGCCAUGUCCUUUCCUGUCUCAAACUGCACUGUUAACCAGAUUUUUCUGUUACCCGUCUGCCUCUCCUGACAUGGCUGGAUUGGCGACUGUGCUGAGAGCCAAAGGGGAGCAGUAACUUGACAGCAUUCAAGCCCUUGUGCUUACUCAUUUCAGCCUGCACUAUUAACCAGAUUUUUCUGUUCCUAGCACCCAGUCCGUCAGCUUUGACAGUGCUGUAUUGGCACUGUGCUGACAGCGGAGGAGGAGGAGCGGCAGUCA